CUCAAUUUCAAUUAAAUGAUUACAAAAUAUAACAUAUAUAAAUCCAUUUCUUAUUAUAUAGGUUCUUCAUUACGUCAAAGAAAAUGUCCUAAUCCUGGACGAUACAUUAUACUUGGACCGUUUGAUAUAUCUACUUCGUUUCAUCAACAACAUCGUAGUGAAAGACAUUCUAGAAUUACUAAAAGAAGAACUUGGCAUGAAGAUGUACCUCAAAAAGAAUUACAUGAACAACAUCAACAAAUACAUCAUCAUAAUCAUCAUCAUCAUCAUCAUCAUCAUCAGCAUCAUCAACAACAACAACAACAACAAUAUGAAGGAGAACAUCAUCAACAACAAAGAGGAGAUUGUAAGAAUACUAAUGUUCAAAUAGGUUGUGUCUCAUCAAAUCAGACAGAAAUUGUUAUUGGAAAAACAUGUGAUACUGAAGAAACAACAUAUUUUUGUCAUGGCAGUUGGGAAGAAAAAGAUAGUUGGUAUACAAUAGUAUCACUAAAAACCAAUCAAGCUUCUUUAAGUUUCGAACAAACUUUUUGUUUCUCUAUGCGAUUUAGUAAUAAUAUAGAAAAAACAUCUAUGACUACAAGAGCGGUUAAAAUGAAAGUCUCUGAACAGAAACUUUGGUUGACUAAAUUAGAUCGCAUCUGUCGUAGAGAACAAGUUGAAGAUGAACGGUCUUAUACACUUAUUAAUCAAGGCAUUUGCGAAGACGUGGAAAAAGCGUAUUCCAGUUUAGCAUCACUUUUUUCUAAUUCUAGAAUCGUAUAUAUCGCAGUUGUAGGAAAUUAUGCUGCAUACAUAUUUUUAUUAAGAUGAUAUGCCACUUCCACGUGAAUUAAUAUUUUUAAUGGAAUUCUUUUUUUAUCUUAUUAAUAAU
Molecule: messenger RNA, 874 nt
Organism: Apis florea (little honeybee)
Lineage: Eukaryota; Metazoa; Arthropoda; Insecta; Hymenoptera; Apidae
Biological process (GO): autophagosome-lysosome fusion
Source: RefSeq, a predicted model, not a curated record